Molecule: messenger RNA, 3413 nt
Organism: Haliotis rubra (blacklip abalone)
Lineage: Eukaryota; Metazoa; Mollusca; Gastropoda; Lepetellida; Haliotidae
Product: adaptin ear-binding coat-associated protein 1-like
Exons: 7
Coding region: 47-928 (293 amino acids)
Biological process (GO): endocytosis
Cellular component (GO): clathrin vesicle coat; membrane
Source: RefSeq, a predicted model, not a curated record
UCCCAACAAGUAAAGCUAGCUCACAUUCCACAUCAUCGCAUCCAACAUGUCGAAUGCCGAGUAUGAGAGUGUGUUGUGUGUCAAAAAUGAGGUGUUCGUUUACCGAAUACCCCCUAGAACCUCCAACAGAGGACACAGAGCUGCUGACUGGAAGUUGGAUCAGCCAGACUGGACCGGCCGACUCAGGGUUGUGGCAAAGGGCAAGGCUCUGUCCAUUAAACUAGAAGAUAAAAAUUCAGGUGAGCUGUUUGCGGAAUGUCCCAUCACUGCAUACCCGAGCAUUGCAGUAGAGGCAGUAAUGGAUUCCAGUCGGUACUUCGUCCUCAUGAUCAAGGAUGAGCAAGGUCGUAGUGCUUUCAUUGGAAUUGGGUUUCAAGACCGCGCAGAUUCCUUUGAUCUCAAUGUCUCGCUUCAGGAUCACUUCAAAUGGCUAAAGCAAGAAGCCGAGGCUGAGAAGAGUGCAGCCUCUUUAGACAGUGGACCUAAACUGGACCUUGGCUUCAAGGAAGGGCAGACCAUUACACUCAAUAUUGGGGCUAAGAAAGAUGGUGCUACCAAAGCCAGACCAAGAGCAAAAGCAGGAGGUGCAAUAGGUUUACUCCCUCCACCACCAGGGGGAAUUAAGUUGCCACCAGCAGGUGGUGCCAGUGUACAGCCACCACCUCAGGCAGCACAGCCAGUGGCCCAGCCAGUGGCCCAGCCGGCUAGUCAGCCAGCCAGUCAGCCAGCCAAUCAGAGUGGAACUCAGAAACUGGACCUGCUGUUUGACCUGGGAGUGGCGCCAUCGUCUGCACCAUCACAACCUGUCCAGCCCACACAGAAGGCCACGCCUGACUUGUGGGGGGACUUCACCAGCGCAGAUGGCGGGCAGAGUCAAAACAGUAAUUCCAGCAGUGAAGGAGGAGGCGGGCCAUGGGUCCAGUUUUGAUGACAGUAAACAGUUACUUCCCUUUUCCCAAUCCAUUGUAUAUAUGAAGAGAAUCGGCGUUCAUCGGAACGUCCACAGUGUAGCGUUCACGUCCAGUGACGACGUCAGAGUCACACACAUCAUCAACAUAGCUGUACAUAGCGGUUGUAUAUUUCACAUCGUUAUUAGAGUCAUCUGUGUGGGAGGCAGAUUGUGUAGGGUCUGCUGCGAACAGUAGAUAUCUACAGGAGCAUCACCAUAUGUAUUAGUGGAUUUAAGACAUUUCCUCACUCUUUUCUCUGCACAAUUCCAUUAAUCUAUUACACAUCUGUUUAUGACACUUUAGUAUAGGUAGGACUUUGUGGAAUAAUUUCAAUGAUGGGACAUUUGAAUUAGGAAACAGUUAGGAUUCUUAGUUAGGUUUCUUAAUGGCCUUGAUCUCGAGGUCUUUGUGCUAGAUUCUUUCUAUGUCAAUGUUGUAGCUGAACAGUCUUUCUGAAGCUUGGUCAGGGUUGAUGUGACGUAUGUUAUAUAGGUGAUGAAGAUGCUAUUGUUAGUGUUUAGAAGGCUAUAGAACGUGUUGAUAGGAUCAUCAGAAUACACCAACAUUUUGAUGUUCCGAAAUCUGAAUUUUAUGAGACUUAUCUUCAUUAUUUUAUUGAGUUUUCUGAGUUGAAUUAAUAUUACCUUUCCAUAUUUCAGACACGUUAAAUCAUCGGAAUUUCAUGAUAAUUUGAAUUAAAGUUGUUAUUUUCUGACGUUGAUUCAAGUGGAUGUUAUGUAAAUUAAUUAAACUGACAUGAUCAUUUUCUAGUAAGGUUGAAAUUGGUGCUUUUGACACUAAUUUUAUUUUUUGAAUUUUGUAAAAUUUGACAUGAUUUUAAUUUAAGUAGUCGGAUUUCAUGUUUGACUUCGUAAUGAUCUUUGGAAUAUGAAAAAUAGAAACUAUAUGGAUUCCUAUGAGCAGUAUAGUGUAGUUUAGAAUACGGGGAUGAAUGUUGAUACGCCCUUUAGACUCGGUGUUGUAAUAUCUGUAUUUCAAGACACUUACAGGGAAUUCAGAUCAUUAUCAAGCAUUUUAGAACUUGGGCCAGCUGGAAUGUUUCAUUUAUCCUUCCAUAAGUUGAAGCACCAUUUGAUCAAGGUGCUGGUGUUAUAUUGUUCCCAACUGUUGUGAUGGGGACUCAUGCUGUCGACCACCAGUUUCAUUUCCUCUGCAUAAACAUGUGUAGCCUGUUUCAAAUAUAGAUGUAGGCUUGAGAACUAUCUCAGGUGUGUACACUGCCGCAUUGUGGAGUUUGUAGCAGAAAUAUAAGUAUGUCAAACCUGUGGUUGAUAGCAAGAGCACAAUAAAUCUUUACCAUCAGUGAAUGGGGACUCAAAGUCACUCACUCACCAGAUCCUCAUUUUAGUCGUCUUUGUAUAGUACGGGCAACCUGUUCUGCUCUUAUUUCUAACAGGGAAGGUUAUCUUGAAACAUGCUUCACGGGGAAUGGUGUCUUCCUCCAUUUUCAGGACCGAAAUGUUACAGUAUUCAAAACCAAGUAAACACAAAACAAUGUUUAAAAAUAACAAAAAUAUUCAUCUUUUCAACAUUUCCACAUUGUAAUAUUUUGAUGUUUUUGUGUAAUGUAUGAUUUGUUAUCACUAUGAGUUUUAGCAGCGUGUUGCAGACACUCCUGCCACAUAUAUAUCUGAGAAAUAGCCAUACUGGCAUGUUUCAGUUAGAAGCCAUUGAGUUGUGAAUUCCACACAACUACGUUUAUGAAUAUGGUUUCUUUCAUCUUUGAGUUUUUUUUCAUUAAAUCAUUUCUUACUCAAAGGAGAAUUUGUACUCACUUAAAUCAGAUUUUCAUUUGUGUGUAUUGCUUAAAAUACAAACAGUUGAAUCAAGUACAAUCCAGUACAGUAUAUUUCAGAGACAGAACAUGAUUUAGGUCUGUGGUGUGAAAGCUAUUGUAUAGACGCUGAUGUGGGUCAACAGUUAUGUCCCUUUAAUUUGCCAGAAGCUAUGAUCGUGGGUUCAAAUCAUGGUUCGUUGUGAUUGUGUUUCCAGGUUUUUCAGCACCAUACCUGUAGGUUUCUAAGUCUGAGUCAAGUAACACAGUUAGACAAUUGUAAUCUGCUGCAUCUUGUCUCAUAAACCGGCAAUUAUACAUCCCUGGAAACCUUUUAGUGCAAUCUAUCAUUAUAUUCAAGGGCUUUAUGUUUUAUUUAUUUAGACUUUUCACUUCACUGAAAGGUUUAAUGUUGAGGCAGUCUGUCCAUUGAUGUAACACUAACCAUAUCUGUGCCACUACUUUCUUACAACUACUCAUCGACAUGGUCAACCAGACGGGAAAAUACUCACCCUCUGUUGGGAUGGAAGAUCAUGGAAAUAAACUCAACCGUAAAUUCUUGCAGUAAUAGCAGGAAACAUAAUGUUUUUCCCAAUCAAGAACAGGUAUAGAUUUAUGUAAUAUAUUAUAUGUCAUUUUGGUAAAAUAAUAAAGAAGUACCUGUUCGA